Colletotrichum graminicola M1.001 is the source of this 366-nucleotide messenger RNA. RefSeq lists its product as uncharacterized. Lineage: Eukaryota; Fungi; Ascomycota; Sordariomycetes; Glomerellales; Glomerellaceae. The transcript has a single exon. The record is from RefSeq and is a predicted model, not a curated record. Bases 1 to 366 code for a protein of 121 amino acids.
AUGUCCGGCACCAUCUGGCGGAUGGCCAAAUACAGCUGCCGGUCAUUGAUAUACUUCUGCUUGUUUCUGCUGGCGACCUUGGGCAGAUUGCGGGAUGAGUGGAUCAUGGCACGGAUUCUGAAGCAGUACCAGGAGAGCCCUCCUGUGGCAGACAUCAACGUCGUCGUCGGCGAGCCGCAGCCCGAAGCACACCAGCAAACAGUCGAGAACGCUAUCGAAACCGCAGCGGAUGAUUCAAACGAGACAAGUCGCAGUCAUGAUAAUAAAAACAAAGACACGAAUAAGGGCCAAGGGAAAAACAACGGAAAACAGGCUAAGGCGUCUCACAACAUCGGAACGAAGCAGCCCAGGGACCGAAAAAAGUGA